Messenger RNA from Thlaspi arvense, 309 nucleotides. Lineage: Eukaryota; Viridiplantae; Streptophyta; Magnoliopsida; Brassicales; Brassicaceae. The record is from the annotation of a GenBank genome assembly.
AUGUCGAUAUGUGGUUCUUCCAAUGAUGAGCAUGAUAUCAUCACUUUACACUAUACAGAGGAAGGUCUGUUAACCGUAGGUGAGAAUAGGGAAAGUCCUGCUGCUACAUUUGGAGAUGAUAUAGCAAUGAAGUGUCUUGCAACUGAAUUCCAGAGAGCGAUCUAUGUGGUAAAAAGAAAAUCUUAUUCCCUUUCUCUUGGUCUGUACUUGUUUUGUUUUGCUCUUUUUGUCUUCUGCUUGGGAGAAUGCCCUUCUGUUUGGAAAUCUUAUCUAUUCGGCCUCCUUGGAGUGUACAUUAAUAAUUCUUAA